UUAGCUUUUAUACAACACCAGGAAGUGUGAGACAGGUUUGGAUUUUGACUCGGAUAACAAAGUCUGUAUAAAACAUAUGUAGAGGCAAUUUAUAUUAAACCCAUUUUUCCUCAAAUUUCAAAAAGCCUUGCUAACAUCUGUGCAACUGCUAUAAAUGUAAGCUGAAACGAAGACAAAGUAAAAAGGGAAAACAUGUCAGAACAAAGGACAGGUCAUGACAUGGUGGUGUUGGAAGGCUCUUCGACUUCUGGUUCCAAUAAAAGGCUCUCUGAGAUAAGAAUCAUAAUGAUUGGUGGUCGAGAGUUAGAGGGAAAAAAUGCAAGUGGAAAAAGUUCAGCAGGAAACAUCAUACUGGGAAGAAAUGUUUUUGAUGUUGGAAGAAGAACUGCACGGUCUGUUCAAGCUAGGGGAGAAGUACAUGGAAGACAUGUUACUGUGGUUGAUGCUCCAGGCUGGUGGUGGCAUUACGCAGUGGAAAAUACUCCAAUGUUUGAUAGACUGGAAAUCAUGAGAAGCCCAAUACUGUGUCCUCCUGGACCUCACGCCUUUCUUCUGGUCAUUCCUGUAGAUUCUGUUUUUCCAAAGGUCUAUAGAAUGGCUUUGGAGGAACACCUGGUGGAGAUUUUGUCUAAGAAUGUCUGGAGUCACAUCAUUGUGUUGUUUAGCUCUAUUGCUCCAUAUAAUGAUAUAACUUUAAAAAACAACCUUAGAAACUGGCCAGAUCUUCAAUGGCUUCUAAAGAAGUGUCAAAACAGAUAUCAUGUUCUUAAUAUUAACAACAGUGAUGACAGUUCUCAGGUGAUCACACUGCUGGAGAAAAUUGAGAAAAUGGUCUCCCAAAACAAUGGCCAUCAUUUUAAAAUCAGCAAAAGAGUGUCUGCAGCAGAAAAGAGCAAGAAAGCUGCAAAUGAAAAAGCCAAACAGAGAAUUCUUGCUGUGAACAGGCAAAGGACUGAACUUCAAGCACGCAUUAGAGAUCAGGAACAACAUCUCACUGCUAUACAUAUUGUGAUACUUGGAGCAUCAUGGGCUGCAAGGAGCUCUGCAGGCAACCUCAUUCUGGGCGAGGAAGCUUUUCAAGUUGAUGAAUCAAGAACAACAGUAAGUUGUGAAGUUAGUUAUGCUAGAGUACACGGGAGGCACCUCACAGUGGUCGACACUCCAGGCUGGUUGUAUCAAUAUCCUCUUAAAAAGACAUCAGAGUUGGACAAACUGGAAAUUAGACGUAGUGUGUAUUUAUGUCCUCCUGGUCCACAUGCUUUUCUGUUAACUGUUCCCAUUGCUACAGCAUUUAACAAGUCUUAUCAAAAAGCUGUGGAGGAGCAUAUGGGACUUUUAGGGGAAAAGGUCUGGAACCAUACAAUCGUGCUGUUCACCAGAGGAGACUGGCUUGGGGAUACAACCAUUGAGGAUCGUAUUGAAAUAGAAGGAGAGCAUCUUCAGUGGCUGAUGGAAAAAUGUAGAAACAGAUACCAGGUUUUAAACUGUAAGAAGCAAACUGAUACCAUACAAGUCACAGAACUACUUGAGAAAAUUGAGGAAAUGGUGAUGGAAAAUAACGGCUGUCACUACGUACCAGAUGAGGAGAGCAAUCCAUCCACUGAGCUUGAUUUGAAGCUGAGGAAAGCCAAAAUAUACAUGAUGCAAGAAAGCAGACAAAGAGAUUUCCUUCAAUUGCUGCUUAAAGCACUUGAAAGGAAAAACAAUCUCACAGAAGUGAGGAUUGUGCUUCUUGGAGGAGAAGGAGCUGGGAAAAGUAUGUCAGGAAACAUCAUUCUGCAUGGACCUUUUUUUGAGAAUACGGUAUUAGAGGGCUUUAAAACCCCAACAAGAACAAGGCAAUGUAUGAUGAAACAGAGGAAAGUGGAGAGAUGGCAAGUCUCAGUGGUUGACACACCAGGCUGGUCCACAUCAACACUUGAAAAUGCAAAAGAAAUUUUACGCAGUGUUACAGUUUGUUCACCAGGUCCACAUGCAUUCCUGCUAGUGUUACCUGUUUGUGAGUCUUUUACAAAGAAAUCACAACAAACAGCAUAUGAAUUAAUGAAACUUUUUGGUGAGUGUGUCUGGAGACACACUAUUAUUUUAUUCUCUGGACACUGGCUGAAGGACAGACCAGUUGAAGAGUACAUUGAAUGUGAAGGAGAAGCUUUGCAAGAGUUGAUAAUAAAGUGUGGAAACAGAUAUGUCCUACUUAGUGACUGGGGUAAUAGAUCUCAAGUGAAAAAUCUGCUUAAGAUGAUUGAGGAGAUGGUGGCAAGAAACAGAGGUGAAAACUUCACCCUAGAAAAGAAAGAAAGACAGCCAAAACUCCUCCAGUGGAUCACUGGAAAGACACUGACUGAAGAGGAGUGGAAUAAACGUGAGGAUGAACUUAUAGAUAAGGCUUUAAAGGCGGCACUGGUGAAUCACAGACGAAGGGGAAGCUUUGAGCACCCAAUUCCAAGUAUGAGUGGAGAAUCAUUGUCAGACAGCUCCAGUUUAUUUGGAGCAGAAGUCUUGAACCCUGCUGUCAGAGUAUCUCAAUGGCUCUGGCAUCCAAGAUCUGACGGAACAUCAUCUGGAUAUGAAACCAUAAGCACUACAUCAAGUUCUCAAGACCCAAAUAAUGAAAGUGUCAGAGAUAAUAUUCUAGUGCACCAACACCAUCACAUUGACAUGGACACUCUGAAACAUGGCAGUAAUAUGAGAGAGCAAAAACAUGCAAGAUCACAUUCAUUAUAGAGCUGUGUGUUCUAUACAUCCCACACUGUGCAGAUGUAUAAAGCAAAUUUAGUUGAUGCUUUGAUAUAAAUACCACAGUUUUGUUAGUUUUUAAUUCUUGAUUUUGGACUUUGUUCACCAAAAUGUCCUAGUUAAUUUUUUUCUAAAUUUCCAUUCUCAUUGUGAAGAAGACAGUGUGAGCUAUGGAUCAACAGUUUUAAUAUGUGUGUUUAAGUGUGUUCACACUGUUUCUGUGGAUUGAUAUUAUGAUCAUAUAUGCAUAAGAAAGAAAAUUGCCUGAUUAACGAUAUGACUGCAUAAAACAGUUUGAUAAUGUUAUGUGUUAUAACCUUAUGGUGUGUUCAUUUAACAAUAUAUUAAAGAAAAAUAAAAUGUCUGUGAUUACUGUAA
Myxocyprinus asiaticus (Chinese sucker) is the source of this 3114-nucleotide messenger RNA. Its product is annotated as GTPase IMAP family member 8-like. Lineage: Eukaryota; Metazoa; Chordata; Actinopteri; Cypriniformes; Catostomidae. The record is from RefSeq and is a predicted model, not a curated record. The transcript has 7 exons. Gene Ontology annotation, molecular function: GTP binding. Bases 193 to 2724 code for a protein of 843 amino acids.